Paracoccidioides brasiliensis Pb18 is the source of this 231-nucleotide messenger RNA. RefSeq lists its product as uncharacterized. The record is from RefSeq and is a predicted model, not a curated record. The transcript has a single exon. The coding region runs from base 1 to 231 and encodes 76 amino acids.
AUGUCUUUUCUUCAUUUGAAGCAAUUCGGUAUUGCUGGCAAGUAUGACGUGAACCCACGGGAGAAGCUUGCAAAGCUAUCCUUUCCAGGCAAGGAUAAUUGCCCACCUAGAGAUGACUUCUGCGUCGUGAUUUCGAAGCUCUACAGUUCGGAACGACCGGUUUAUUCGGAAUUCGGCAACAUCGUUGGCCACAUUUCCCUUCGGUACAUGAAAGAUCUCUUCCAAGGAUGA